Molecule: messenger RNA, 1282 nt
Organism: Schizosaccharomyces octosporus yFS286
Lineage: Eukaryota; Fungi; Ascomycota; Schizosaccharomycetes; Schizosaccharomycetales; Schizosaccharomycetaceae
Product: cytochrome c
Exons: 1
Coding region: 157-486 (109 amino acids)
Biological process (GO): mitochondrial electron transport, ubiquinol to cytochrome c; mitochondrial electron transport, cytochrome c to oxygen
Cellular component (GO): mitochondrial intermembrane space
Molecular function (GO): heme binding; electron transfer activity
Source: RefSeq, a predicted model, not a curated record
UAUAAAUCGGGAGUAGGAGCAGUUGAAAUUCUUCUUUAGCAAACUCCAAAAAAAAUCAAUUUUGCGAAAUUUCAAGUAAACCAUUGAAAUUUCUUUUUUUUUUGUGGAUUUCCUUCAUUUUUUUCUUGUCUAACGAUUCUCUUUUAACCUGCUAAUAUGCCUUACGCUCCCGGUGACGAAAAGAAAGGUGCUUCCUUGUUCAAGACUCGUUGCGCCCAAUGCCACACUGUCGAAAAGGGCGGUGCUCACAAGGUCGGUCCUAACUUGCACGGUGUCUUUGGCCGUAAGACUGGUCAAGCUGAGGGCUACGCUUAUACUGAAGCCAACCGCGACAAGGGUAUCACUUGGGAUGAAAACACCUUGUUUGACUACCUCGAGAACCCCAAGAAGUACAUUCCUGGUACCAAGAUGGCCUUUGCUGGUUUCAAGAAGCCCGCUGACCGUAACAAUGUCAUUACUUACUUGAAGAACGCUACCUCUGAUUAAAGUGGGAAAUUGAUAGGUAUCCUUAAUCGGUAAUUUGAUAGGUGGAUGGAUGUUUGAACACCUUUUAUGCAUUCCUACCAUAAUAUCUUCUUUGUCUUGUUAAUUUCUCUCUUGCUUUUUUUUUUUUUUUUCUAUUCUACUCAAUGUCAUCUCCAUCCAUUCUCUUUUCCCUACGCUCUUCUCACGUUUGUCGAUUCUUUACGAUUUCAGUAGAUGAACCACGUAGUUUCGAAACUUUGUCUAUUUCCAUGAAUUCCUACAAUCCCCUCUUCUGGCGUUCAUUUCUUUUCUCGUGAUAUUCAUGAGUCUUCCACGAAAACAAAAUAGUUUCCAAUAAAAGGCACCAAAAGAAGUGUAGAGAUUCAUAGUCUCCUUAUCCUUUUUCUUUUUUAUUCGAGAAUAGUAUCACAUUGGAUUCUCUACUGAUCUCUCCUUUUUUUAAAUCCAUCCCUACUUUCCUUGUUUUUACAGUUCGCUUUUGUUUUAUCUGUUGCUUUCUUGCUAAGCUGUUUGCUUCCUAGAAGAGAAAGAAAGAAAAGAACAAUAUUCUUUUCUACCCGCUGAACCGGACUUGUCAGACUGUAUUGUCUCUCUCCUUUACUCUUUCUUUCUCUCUGAUGAAAGUAAUCAUCCUCCUCUUAAAUACGUUUCUAGCCGCUCAUUAGCUUAGUACGAGUUACAGAAGCAGCACCAAGACGAGACAAAUUGGGUUUCCUUUUAUUUUCGAACUCCUUCCACAGAAGCCGUCCAGGCUAAAAAAAUCAUUGUAGUAAACAAUCGAUAUCAAUUUUUCUUU